AUGUCGGAACAGCCUCCAAAACGUGAGCGUGGAAGACGUGGUGGAGAUCCUUUUCGCAGAUCGCAGGUUGCUCGAAAAGCUGCUGGCUUGGUAAGCCACUUAGACUACUUCGACCCGGAGCAAUACGAAAUAGACAGGGAGGGUCAACGUAGGCGCGAAGAGCGCUCGAGGUCGGCUGCAGAAGCUGGCGCGGUAGCCAAGGAGGUUUCAGCUGCUGCUGUGCCUGUGCCUGUGCCGCCACCGCCGGCAAGGACAGUGCAUCACACAGAAUCGGUCAGAUCCUUGUCAUCUCGACGUGUGAUUACAUCGAGCUCUUCUGUAUCGGUGCCGGCACGACCCAUCGCUCCUCCACCUACGCCCACUGGGGGUGCCAGUGGUGAGUGGCAAUUGUCGUGGGUGUGGGUGGAACACACCGAGGCGGGUUCAAGGGCCCCUGAGACACCGCCGAAGGCGGCACCGCCUGCAAAGAGGCGAUCUAGGUCUCCUUUGCCGCGGAGGUCCAAACCGUUUUCAGCUGCUGCUUCAAAGGUGCCUGCUCCUACAGUUGCUCCAGUGGAAGCAGAGCCCAAGGUGCCGAAGAAGCCGAGAUCUCCGAAGCAGAGAAAGGCUGAAACAAGGAAGGUGGCCUCGAGACCGUCUUCCGUUGACACGGCAAAGCCAUCGUCUUCGACAAAGCCUGUUGGGUCUGCACCAUCUACAGCGUCCUCAUCUGCUCCUUCAUCCUGUGCUACCACAACACCAGCUGCGCCAGAGCGCACUGUGAAGAUCACUCCUGUUCGCAAGGCCAAGGAGCUUGCAAAAGGGGCCGAGUCGGAGGUUGCAAAGCCCAAGUCUCUCCAGGAGAGGACUGUUCAGUUGAAGCCAGCCAAGGCUGCUGCAAAGUCCUCGGAGGUUGUUGCGGACAUUGCACCAUCUUCCACGGCGUCAGGGGCAAGAUCUACUGAGAGACCUUUGAUUGGAUUGGACUGGCAUAAGACUUUGAGCCACGAGCGUGAAACUGACGGUGGUGCUCUGGAGGGUUUUGUUCCGGCAUCCAGCAUUGCGAUCCUCAGGGACUUGUUGAACAAAGGCUGGGAUCUUUGCGUGGUGUCAUUCAGCAGUGCAUUGGCCACGCAAAACACCACGUUGACAGCAGCUCGAGCUUUGGAGCAAAGAUUGCAACGUCCGUUCAAGGACAUCUGCAUUGUGCCUCGCAAGCGCACCUCAGAUUGGACAAAGGGACCCAGUGUGACUGGGCAUACCCAGUCAAAGGCUGAACUGGUCAAGGAGCUUGGCAUUGCCAUUUUUGUGGACGAUCAGCGUGCCCUCUGCAACGACAUCCUUCAGUUGCAAGUCAAUCGUGCACGUGGGUCCAAGGUGGUUGCCAUCACAACUGACAGCAGAUCGCCAAGUGAUAGCCUUCGGCCUUUGGAGCGGUUGAUCCGAAGAACUGACAUUGAUUCGGUGCCUGCGACGCCAUUCAGAGUUGUCGGUCCAGGGAUUGAGUAUUCCACAUCUUCAGAGUCACCAGAGAUGCAGUCGGGUCCAGCAGCGAUAGCAGACUCCAGCCCGCCUCAGGAAGUGCAAGCUAGGUUGAAUCAAGCUGAGCAAGCGAGCCGGUUGGCGAUGCAGCGUAUACAUGCAGAAGGGUCUCAGCAGAUUUCACAGGUUCAGCAUGAAAGAGACCUAGCUGUUCAGCAAUUAAGUAAGGAUGCUCAUCAGUUGCAACAGGUCCAACAGGAGAAGGCCAUUCUGGCCAGACAAGCUGAAGGUGAGAUCAUGACCGCCACCCAGCGUGCUGAGGCGCAGAUCUCAAUUCUUGCAGCGGACAACCAGAAGCUGGUGGGAGAUCGACAGCAACUGCAUGACCAGAUGCAGAUGCUGAGACAGGAGCUGGCGGCCGCAAAGCAGCAGUUGAUGAACAAGGAUCUUCUCUCGUAUGCAUCAUCUGUUGCAGCACCAGCGGAGGCUGUUAAGCCCGUUGCUGAGGAGCAUGAUAAGCCCGAGUAUCAGGAGGCAGCCGACCCGCCACAGGUGGAGCCUGUUCAGGAACACUCCAAGAAGGCCAAGCGGAAGGCACAAAGGAGGAGGAAGUGGGAGAGUGCCACAACCACCGGUCAGGGGGAUGCAUCCGAAGCAGCGGUGUAUCGACAGAUUGCUAAGGACAUCAGCGAGGAGCAUGCCACUUUUGACAACUCAGAUCCUCCAGGAGAAGCAGAGUACAACAUCAUCAAAACCUCUCAAGCAGGGCUCAAGAUUAGUCAAGACAUGACUCUAGCACCACCUCAAACUGGCGCGGGACCUGCUGAGCAUAAGAUCGGCUACAAGAAGAAACAGCGGAGGAAGCCGUUACGGCAA
Cladocopium goreaui is the source of this 2337-nucleotide messenger RNA. NCBI's taxonomy places the organism in Eukaryota, Dinophyceae, Suessiales, Symbiodiniaceae. The record is from the annotation of a GenBank genome assembly.